AUGGCCUCGGCGGGAGAUGAAAGGCCAUCAAAAAGGGCCAGACAGGCCUGCGCACCUUGCCGCCGGAAAAAGUCCCGCUGCCCCGGAGAAAAGCCCGUCUGCUCGUAUUGUGAGAGGUUGGGUCAGAAAUGCACAUAUGCCGUUGAUGAAUCUCGGAGCGAAGAGCCUGAACAUUCUAAGAAAAUGGACGAGCGCAUUUCUGGCAUUGAAAGUACAUUGGACAGAUUGAUGGACUAUAUUACGUGGGUUCAUCUGAGAAUUGAUCUAGUUACUGGACUGAUUGAAGUUGCAGGCGGCCUGCUCAAGAUCAGACCCCUUCGUCUGUACCUGCGAGUCACCAAGACCGAGUCCCAGAGCUACUGCCCCAAGACAGUCCUUCUAUGUCAGUCCGUCCUGUGCCUCCAGAGAGCCUCAUUUGCUUACUGGUGUUGCAGGGCACGCUCGCCGGAGUUAUCGGCAGCAGAUCUAUAUCUGACAUACUGCAAUUCACAGCCCCUUCUGCUGUUUCCUUAUCGAUCUUCUGUUGCCUCACUUGGACCAAGAGACCCCGAACUUAUCUGCGCCAUUGAAGCCCUUGGAAUGCGGUUUUAUGAUGGUGGAAUCACUAAUUCUCAAACUCAGUUUGAAAUCAAACGAAUGACAGGGCGGGCCUCCCAGAUAGUUAUGAUGCGAUUGGCAUCUGGUAGUGUAGAACUCUCAACCCUUCAGACUAUGUGUCUUCUGAGCAUGCUUGAAUUUACAGCUGGCCAUAUCAUCCGUGCCAGAUUUUUUACUAAGAUGGCCGCAUACUUUAUGCAAAAUCUUAAAGUCAACGGCCUAGACUCACUGAGUAACCUGGAAACCGAACGUGAUGAGCGCAAACUGUGCUACGUCAGCCUUAUCGUGCUCCGGAAUCUGCAGGGCUCUUUCCAACCUCUUCAUCCUAGAGAGUGCCCAGAUCCACUGGGCGAGGGUGAUGAGUUGUCUUCCCCAUUGGGGUCCAUGAUAUCCAACAUGGAGAACGCAAGGCGGACCAGCAGCUCCAAGCCAGAUAUCGGAAUUGUCGGCACCAACAUCUAUACAAGCGAGCUAUGGGCAUUGGCCUGCAACUAUGCGGCCAGCCCUGUUGGCGUUGAUGCCCACCCCCCGUGGUCACCGCACUCUGACUACGCCAUGAUUCAUUUCCAACAUUGCGAACACGAGAGCCUCAUGCCACUCAGAUUCAGACUCCAUGCAAGUCCCUUCCAAGAUCAUCCCUCAGCCGAGCUUCAGGCUCAUCGUGACUAUUGGGGUCCGUGGCUGUUCUUCCAGAUGGUUUGGCAUGCAGUCCCUUGUCUGAUCAACCAUCCAUUUCUUCUCUCUAUGCGUCUUCGGAAUUUUCGAAGGACAAUGCCUCAGUCAUUCCUUCGCAACUCGUUCGAGCAGUUGACAUUUCAUUCUGGUUGGGUUCUUCAUUUCGUUGAGCUCAUCAGCGCUAAAGUAUUUGAGGUUUCUGAUUCGACAAUUGGCCAUUGUGUGGUUAUUGUCGCUACGAUCUAUCUCCAGCAUAGCUUUGUCGAGGAUCAAACAUUUAAGCGAAAGGCGCAAACAGGGUUUGAAAAAUGUCUCAGGUUCCUGUGGAAUAUGAGUCGCCGCUGGCCACACAUUGACCGCCAGGCCCAACAACUACAGCAGCUCAGGGACAGUGUGUCUCCUGGGGGGCUCAUGACAGGCAAUGGUGCGCCUGGGGGAUCGAACCAGCGCCAGAUGUGGUCCGUCAACUUACAACUGCUAUGGAAAAUCUUGGUUUAUGCCCAUGCGAGCAAAUCCUCAGACUCCGGCAGCGACAUCUUUGGCCCAGAACUUUCCAAGGACAGCGUUGGAAGCUCAGGCGACCAUUCUGUCGGUGAUAUCACUGAGCGCGAUUUCACUUUGAUUGGAUCAGCGGGCAUAUCAGGCCACAAGACAGUAGCAGCUGAAUGUGUUACGUAUCCGCCCGAACAGACUGAGGAUCCGGUGCAAGCACCGAGUCAGAUCGCACCCACGAUGGACCUCUCAGGGCUUCCGGGGGAUCCAGAUGUAGAUUUCACGAGCGGAGACGGGCUCUACCUUCAGCUCCAAGAUUAUGGCAGAGCAUUUGAGGAUUGGCUAAGUGUCAAUCCAACAUGA
Messenger RNA from Penicillium arizonense, 2127 nucleotides. RefSeq lists its product as uncharacterized. Bases 1 to 2127 code for a protein of 708 amino acids. The transcript is spliced from 5 exons. The record is from RefSeq and is a predicted model, not a curated record. Gene Ontology annotation, biological process: regulation of DNA-templated transcription. Gene Ontology annotation, molecular function: DNA-binding transcription factor activity, RNA polymerase II-specific; zinc ion binding. Gene Ontology annotation, cellular component: nucleus. Lineage: Eukaryota; Fungi; Ascomycota; Eurotiomycetes; Eurotiales; Aspergillaceae.